CGCCGUCUUUUGUCCAGUUUGGAGUUCCCCUCUUUCACAUCUCUUUCAACCUCUUUCAACCUCUUUCAUCUCUAUCCCAUUCUAUCAAUAUAACCCAUCUUCUAGCAAUCAUGUCUGGUCCCGGCGUUGGCUUCGAAUACCCUGUCCAGAAGGUGUCUUGGCUCAAGCGUGAUGCUCUUCUCUUCGCCAACUCCAUUGGAGCUACUGCUGAUGAGCUUCACUUCCUCUACGAACUUCACCCAGACUUUGCAGUCUUCCCUACAUACCCCAUUAUCCUCACUUUCAAGGGCCAAAAGAAUGAAGUAAUCGACUUCUACGCCGCCCAAAAGGCCAUCAAAAUCCCCGGUGUUCCCGAAUUCGAUGCCCGCCGUGUUGUCGAUGGCCAGCGCAAGAUGGAGUUCUUCAAGCCCCUCCCUACAACCUCUGAAGGCAAGAACUUCGAAGUCCGCACAAAGGUUCUCGGUGUCUACGACAAGGGCCGCCCCGGCAGUGUUGUGGAGACACAGACUGAUCUCGUCGAGACCACCAGCGGCGAUAUCUACAGCCGCAUCGUUAGCAGCUCGUUUUACGUUGCUCAGGGUAACUGGCACGGUCCCAAGGGCCCUGCGACCGUUAACUUCCCUCCUCCCGAGAACAAGAAGCCCGAUGUCGUCUUGGAGAACCAGACCACUGAUGAGACUGCCUUGUUGUACCGCCUCAACGGCGACUACAACCCUCUCCACGCUACCCCAGAGCCUGGAAAGAAGAUGGGCUUCGGCGGUGCCAUCAUUCACGGCCUCUACUCCUACAACUCGACCUGCCAUGCUCUGCUUAAGGCCGUUGGUGGCAGCAACCCCGCCAACAUUAAGGAGUACCAGGCAAGAUUCGCCAGCCCCGUUCGCCCUGGCGAUAAGCUCAUUACCAGCAUCUGGCGUACUGGCGAUAAGCAGGGCGAGUGGGAGGAUAUCCGAUUCUCUACCCAAAUUGAGGGCGGCAAGGUCUGCCUCAGCAAUGGUCGCGCUCUGAUCAAGGUCCCUGGUGAUGCUAAGAGCAAGCUGUAGGGCGGCGACUAGUAGCUGGAGAUGGGAAGGAUGUAUUCAAUGUAUUUAUGACAGAAGCGACUGAUGUAAAAAUGGGAAAUAAAUAUAAGGUGAUCUUUAUCAAAUAAAUCAGAU
Molecule: messenger RNA, 1154 nt
Organism: [Torrubiella] hemipterigena
Lineage: Eukaryota; Fungi; Ascomycota; Sordariomycetes; Hypocreales; Clavicipitaceae
Source: the annotation of a GenBank genome assembly